CAUUGAUUUGAUUGAUUAGAAGAAGAAGAAGAAGAAGAUAAUGAAGAGGAGAAAGGCCUCGGAAAACGAGCUCCAGAGCUUACUCGAUACCAUUAAAGCUUCGGAUGUGGUCGAGAGGCGUACUCAACUAAUAUCCCAACUUGGGGAGUUUGAGGUAACGGAUGCAGAUUCUAUACUCCAAUUCCUAAGCGCAUUCUGGGAAGACUUCACAUGCCUCGAUGUAUCCCAGUGCAUGUUAAACAAAACUAUAUUGCAAGUGGCUACCACUUACCUAGAAUCAGAUAUAUCCAAAUGCCCGACUCAGUUUCUUCCUUUAGGAACUAAGGCAAGCAUAUGGUGUAGAAAACACAUGAAGAUGACACUUAUGUCCACCGGUGAUUCUCAAGAAGACGAACAUUAUGGUCUUUUUUUCCAGGUACUCUUGGAUAUGUUAAGCCAUUCGGCAGAUGUUUCAUCAUCUUUGGCUAGGUGUCCAGUUGCCACAGAGAAGGAGUUAAUGUCCAUUGUUGAAACAUUCAUUUCAGAACUCUUAUCUUUGACAAAAGACUCGAUACAAGAGGUUAAGAAAAUUCAUACAUAUGGUUCAGAAGUAUUAAAGGCGUCACAAGUGGUUCUUGAUGCCGUUAUAUGUCUAUGCAAAGCAUACUGCAACAAUGUGAAGUUGGAUGAUGAUGCCGGAACCGAAAAGGAUGUACACACUGAAGUCAAAGGGUCAAACAAUGUGAAUCAUGUUAUCAAUAUAACAAAAUGUGCUAUCGAAAAUUUGGCUGAUUUGGGCAUCCUUGCUGCUAAUGCUGGUGGAGAUUUAGUUGCGGUACUAAAUUUGUCCUGGAAAGGAGUCGUUAUGCUGUUACAGCUAUGCAAGGGGGAUCUAGCAGUAAAGAUAAACAUAGCAGAGAUUAUUCUGUCUCUUAUUUCAUUGGCCAGAGGAGCUCUGAGUCAGGCAAGUCAAACCUGGUCAACGUUGAUCGAGCCGGUCUCUAUGGCUGAAGCUAAAAGAGUAUUCAUUCCAGUUAAAUUUUACUUGAUUAAUGCUGCAAGAAUAAUUUCUCAUUACCCAUCUCAAGCAUUUUCAAUAUCUAGAGAUAUAGUACUUUGCAUUCUUGUGAUCUUAACCUUUCGGAUCUUUUUGGGCAAAGAAGAGCUUCUAAAAUCUGCAAGUGAGGCUCUGGCAGAACUUCUGGAGCCAACAUCAAUUCAUCUGCUCAACUCCUUGUUAAAUUCAGCUCAAUUGGAACACCAGCAUAAAUGCCAAAUUCUUAAUUGGGUGUUUAGUGAUAUUACUGAGUCAAGUUUUGUUACUGGAGGUGACAAAUCAAUGGAUCUGAUAUUUUCUUUGACUUGUGCUUCUAUGCAAGAGUCAAAGCUACUGUUAAUUGGUCGUGUGGCCUUAUUUGUUAAUCUUCUGAGAAGUGCUCCUGAUCUAGAGGAUGAUGUGAAACUCGAGAUUGCCAAAAAGCUGGAAUGGCUAUUGAGUAUUCUUAUAGAUGAAGAUGUUUAUUCAUGUAUUCUUGCUGUGCCAGUACCUCUAUUACAUGGUCUGGGUCAUCAGAAUAUGUUUUCUUCUAUUAUACACUCAAUGAAAACUUUCAUGCUUGUAGCUUCUUCAACUGUACUUUGGGGAGAAGUGGAGUCGUUCUUGCUUGAAAAUUUCUUUCAUCCACACCAUCUAUGCUGGGAGGUUAUAAUGGAACUUUGGUCCUUCAUGAUUCGCAAUGCUGAAACCGGCAUGAGGAAUGACAUCGUUGAUAAAUUGUGCAUGCUACUGAAAACCACAGCUUCUUGGGAAUCAGUGCUAAAUCCCUGUAGCAUUCUUCGAAAACUUGCAAGAUCGAUCUGUAUGUUCGUUAAGCAUGGUUCACAAUGCAUGGCAGAUAGAUUUUUCAAUUUCAUCAUCAACACCAACGUUUCCAAUAUAUCCUCUGUUAUGUGUGUAGCAUUGCUCAUGGAAGGAUUCCCACUGAAUUCUCUUUCAGAUAAGGUCAGGAGUGCUGCUAAACAAAGAAUAGUGACCGAGUAUUUUUGCUUUAUUGAUGCAUUCGAUGAUGACAUAUCAAGAUGCAAAAAUGGUAUGUUUGGUGCACCAGUUUUUGCCAUGUCUGCCGCACUGCAGUUUCUGCAAGUGAAUAUAUCAGACACAGAAUUGAAAACAUUAAAGCUAUUGAGUGAUAUCAUCCAUAAAUAUGACAAUACUAGUGACACCUCAAAAGACCAGUACCUUAAGCUUCUUAGUGAAACUUUAGGGAUCAUCUCUAGCAUGAAGCAUAUAUAUGCAUAUGAUGAAAUGGAAAAAAUAAUUUUGGAGCUUCAAAGGCUUUUUAUCUCAGAUUCUGCUGUCAAAGAUACUGGAUUGUCAAAAUGCAAACCAAAUUUAGCUGCUUUUGUGGCAGGACUUGGUCAUAUCGAAUUUGAAGAGACUCAUAAUAAUUUGAAGGUUUCGGCUUCAUGGCAGCUGUUUCACUUGCUAUUGAAAGAGCGGCACUGGGCCUUGGUUCAUUUAGCACUUACAGCAUUUGGGUAUUUUUCUGCACGCACUAGUUGCAAUGAGUUAUGGAGGUUUGUACCAGAAGAUGCAGCGCUGUCAUUUGAUUUGAAGUCGGGAGUUGAUUUGCAUGAGGGAAGCUUUAUGGAUGAGUUUAAAGUAUUCUUUGAAAAGGACGCAGCUAUCGUCAAAACUACCCCUGGUAUAAACGAGCUUGUGCUGCUCUCUAGAGAAGGUCUAAUGCUAAAACAAAGGAUCCAAAAGAUGAUAAUCAUUGAUAGUGAUGCCAUGGAGAUAGAUGAUACAACACAAACCAAUAAGAAAAGAAAACAUCCAGAUGAUAUAUGUGAAGGAGUUUCAUUGUUGCAGAAUGGCUUGAGGAUAGUUGCUAAUGGGAUUACUUUAUGGAGGCAAAGUCAAUUAGAUUAUUCCGCUCUUCAUGGUGAAUUCUUGACUCACUUUUUACACCUUGAGGAUGCUAUUGGACACAUGGUUGCAAGCAUUUCUCAAACUGAGUAAGUUAUUUUUUUCCUCUUGUAAUGGUUUGCUUAUGCGUUCAUGGGAAUUCUUGUAUAGUAUCAAUAGCAGCAAAUUGAAAAAGGAAUUAUGAUUGUUCUGUGAGUUAUAUUUCUCGUUCUGGUAA
Erigeron canadensis is the source of this 3125-nucleotide messenger RNA. RefSeq lists its product as uncharacterized. The record is from RefSeq and is a predicted model, not a curated record. NCBI's taxonomy places the organism in Eukaryota, Viridiplantae, Streptophyta, Magnoliopsida, Asterales, Asteraceae. The coding region runs from base 41 to 3001 and encodes 986 amino acids. The transcript is spliced from 7 exons.